GUUUUGGCUUGCGGGCGGAGCCGUAGUCACAGCCUCCUCCGGCGUCAGUAGCCGGGAAGCCGGGUGUCCAAACUCCCCGGUAGAGGUCCACGAUGUCAGAGAAAGAAGCCAGGCGGAGCGGAGGCCCGUCGCGGGCCGGUGUGGUGACUGUCGGCGACGUCCAGGAGCUAAUGCGGCGCAAGGAGGAGAUCGAGGCGCAGAUCCAGGCCAAUUAUGACGUCCUGGAGAGCCAAAAAGGAGUUGGGAUGAACGAGCCGUUGGUGGACCUCGAGGGCUACCCCCGCUCAGAUGUGGAUCUGUACCAAGUUCGCACUGCAAGGCACAACAUCAUCUGCCUGCAGAACGAUCACAAGGCAGUAAUGAAGCAGGUGGAGGAGGCCCUGCAUCAGCUCCACGCUCGUGACAAGGAGAAGCAAGCUCGGGACAUGGCUGAGGCCCACAAAGAGGCCAUGAGCCACAAAGUGGGCCAGAGUGAGAGGCACAGCCCUCUUCAGGCCUUCGCCAAAGUGAACAGCAUCAGCCCUGGAUCCCCAGCCAGCAUUGCGGGUCUGCAAGUGGAUGAUGAGAUUGUGGAGUUUGGCUCUGUAAACACCCACAACUUCCAGUCGCUGCAGAACAUUGGCAGUGUGGUGCAGCACAGUGAGGGG
Messenger RNA from Galeopterus variegatus (Sunda flying lemur), 647 nucleotides. RefSeq names its product proteasome (prosome, macropain) 26S subunit, non-ATPase, 9 (gene PSMD9). The annotation marks the transcript as partial. Gene Ontology annotation, molecular function: protein binding. The transcript has 4 exons. The record is from RefSeq and is a predicted model, not a curated record. Gene Ontology annotation, biological process: proteasome regulatory particle assembly. Lineage: Eukaryota; Metazoa; Chordata; Mammalia; Dermoptera; Cynocephalidae. Gene Ontology annotation, cellular component: cytoplasm; nucleus.